AUGGCAUUCCCAAAAACCUUGUUCCGACGUAGCAAUCGCUCGCCCACGUCGAGCUCUGCUUUGGGGGUUAUCGAAGUCGCGUCAGCGGAGAAAUAUGUUGUACUGCUGCCUCUUGAAGCAGCGAACAAGACCGGAAAGGUGGUGCAACAACAAGCUGGGGGAAUUGCCGAGAUGUUGGAUGAUGACAACUCGGCGUGGGGGCCAUCGUCUCGAAACACUACAAGCACGAGGUCAUGA
Messenger RNA from Postia placenta MAD-698-R-SB12, 237 nucleotides. RefSeq lists its product as hypothetical. The record is from RefSeq and is a predicted model, not a curated record. The transcript has 4 exons. NCBI's taxonomy places the organism in Eukaryota, Fungi, Basidiomycota, Agaricomycetes, Polyporales, Adustoporiaceae. Bases 1 to 237 code for a protein of 78 amino acids.